This is a messenger RNA of Nicotiana tabacum (common tobacco), 755 nucleotides long. RefSeq lists its product as uncharacterized. Lineage: Eukaryota; Viridiplantae; Streptophyta; Magnoliopsida; Solanales; Solanaceae. The record is from RefSeq and is a predicted model, not a curated record. Gene Ontology annotation, cellular component: respiratory chain complex I.
UAGUACGUGGCGGCAAACCCGUCAGCGCAGAAUCUGGAACCUUCAGACCCGCUAGCCACAUCAUCGAUGGUGGUGACACGGCUUAGCUUUUGCUGACUUUCUCACCAAGUCACACGACUUUAUUUUGCAGUCUUAAAAUUCAAUACCCAGAAUAUGGCGAUGAGAUCUGUCGUUUCAAGCAGUGGAGUCCGUCGUUUAAUGGAUGGUAGUGGACGAUCAUCGGUUUCGGGCCUUCGCUAUUUCACCGACGGCAAAGGUCGAGUCCUCAGUGAAGAAGAACGUGCUAAAGAGACCGUUUACAUUCAGAAAAUGGAAAGGGAGAGGAUGGAGAAGGCGAAGCUGAAGGCUGAAAGAGAGAAAGCUGACAAGGAAAAUAUGAGUAGAAUUGAUCCUGCCAACCCCGGUUCAUCCGUUGGAGUCGAGACACUGUAAUUCCUUUCAAUGAAUAGCUCUGUCCAGGUCUAAAACUGCUUGUUGACAACUCCUCAUGUGAUGCAAUAGCAAAGGGUUGGAUUCUUAGUGUUGGUAUAUAAGUAAAUAGGUUUUCUUUCUCUCACAGAAAUAAUAGAGCCAGUCUCGGAGAAUGCUGCAGAGGGGAAACGAUAUGUUACAGUUAGAAUUUCGAUUCCAGUGCUAAACUAUGUCCAAUAAGUUUGAUGCUGCAACUCAUCCGCAAUAUUCAGUUUUCCUUUGGCAAGAUGUAGAUUAUUUGUUUGAAAAAGUCGCAUAAACACUAUUCCCAUUUCCUUUUUUAA